AUGGUCGCCUCCCGUGGAAUGGGGAACUGGGAAGUUCUUCUUAAACAUGGGAUCCUUGGCUUCCUCUUGAUCUCAUCCUUCGUCUUUGGUGUUAUUGGUCAAGUCACAAGCCCAACGGAAGCAAUGGGACCUCAAGGUCCUCGUGGUGAUCCAGGUCCAGUGGGUCCUGAAGGCGCGGUUGGACCUCCUGGUCCUCCCGGUCCAAUGGGACCGCCUGGUACCGAUGGUGCUCCUGGUGGACAGGGUCCCCAAGGUCCUCGUGGUCCUCCUGGAAGGAACGGUCGCGAUGGUCUACCCGGUGUUCCUGGUCCUCCAGGUCCUCAGGGUCUUCCCGGCAUGCCUGGUGAGCCCGGUGCUACUGGCCCUCCUGGUCGACAGGGCUAUCAGGGCCCGCCUGGUGACAAGGGUGACUCUGGUUUCGAUGGUAUGGUUGGGUCUCCUGGUCCAAUGGGUCCUCCUGGCCCAGCGGGUCCUAUGGGUCCCGUUGGUCAAAUCGGUCCAACUGGCUACCAAGGUUCCAUCGGUCCCCGCGGUGAAUCCGGAGCCGACGGACGUCCAGGCCUACCAGGACCUCAAGGUCCUGUCGGUCCCCCGGGUCCUCCUGGUAUCUCUGGCUUGAUUGGUCAAAAGGGUCAACGCGGCGAAACUGGUCCUCGUGGUGCUCGUGGAAAUCGUGGACCCACUGGUCCACCGGGAAGCGAUGGGCCUGCCGGUGAACCUGGACCCGUGGUAUGUUGGCCUUUCACAUUUUAA
This is a messenger RNA of Hydatigera taeniaeformis, 753 nucleotides long. NCBI's taxonomy places the organism in Eukaryota, Metazoa, Platyhelminthes, Cestoda, Cyclophyllidea, Taeniidae. The record is from the annotation of a GenBank genome assembly.